AUGUCUAUGCCACUGGAGCAUGAUUACAUAGGCUUAACAGAGACUUCUUCAAUGGAAAGAAGCUCUGAAAAGAUUUCUUCUUCCUCUUCCUCUGCCCUCUCCACAACAGAGGAUGAGAAGAGCUCUACUUUCAACCUCAAGGAGACUGAGCUAAGGCUUGGCUUGCCUGGUUCUCGCUCUCCCGACAGAAAAUCAGGACUUGGAAUUGGGGUCUCUAUUUUUGGAAAAGAUUUAGAGGAUAACAAGCAUAAUGGGUAUACUCCAAACCCUUCAAAGAACCCUGUGUCUGGGGCUAAGAGGGGCUUCUCUGAUGCCAUUGAUGGCUCUUCUGAGAAAUGGGUUUUUGGAUCUGAGGUUGAUAUGGGUAAAGGAGCAAUCUUGUUCUCUCCUAGAGGUAUGAAUAAUGUUAAGUCUCUUGGUGUUGAGAGUAAUGGUAAAACCCAACAGUUAUGUGCUUCUGCACAAGCCAAGCAAGAGGUUGCUUCUGUUCCUCAAUCACCAAAGCCAGUCCUGGAGAAGAAGCCUCAGGUCUCUGAGCAUGCUAGUGCUCCUGCUGCCAAGGCACAGGUGGUAGGAUGGCCCCCAAUUCGAUCAUUUCGGAAGAACUCCAUGGCCUCUAAUUUGGCAAAGAACAAUGAUGAUGCUGAGGGCAAACAAGAGUCUGGGUGCCUUUAUGUGAAAGUUAGCAUGGAUGGUGCUCCUUACCUGCGGAAGGUUGACCUUAAAACCUACAACAACUACACUGAACUCUCCAUGGCUUUGGAGAAGAUGUUUAGCUGCUUCACCAUUGGGCAGUGCAGCUCUAAUGGAAUUCCAGAGCGAGAUGGCCUGAGUGCGAGUCGGUUGAUGGAUCUUCUCCAUGGUUCUGAAUUUGUUCUGACUUAUGAAGACAAGGAUGAUGAUUGGAUGCUUGUUGGUGAUGUUCCUUGGAAGAUGUUCACUGAGACGUGUAGGAGGCUAAGGAUCAUGAAAGGUUCCGAAGCAAUCGGGCUAGCUCCAAGGGCCGUGGAGAAGUGCAAGAACCGCAACUAA
This is a messenger RNA of Prunus armeniaca (apricot), 1032 nucleotides long. The record is from the annotation of a GenBank genome assembly. NCBI's taxonomy places the organism in Eukaryota, Viridiplantae, Streptophyta, Magnoliopsida, Rosales, Rosaceae.